AAGAAGAAGAAAGCUUUCUUUGAUCUCAUUUGCUUGAUUAUGAACGAUUAACAAAACCCAUCGAUCUUUCUCCCUUCUUCUUCCUGUUACCUUUUCCGGGUGUAAAAGAAAAGUAAAUAUGGAGCAUCGGCAUCAUCAUCUGCAAAAUCAUCCUGUGAGUGCUAACGUUGAGGCUGCUGGUGGUGCUGAUAGGUUUCCUCAAUGGAGUCUUCAAGAGACAAAGGAGUUUUUAUCUAUCAGAGCAGAGCGUGAUCAAAGCUUCAUGGAGACGAAGAGGAACAAGCAGCUCUGGGAAGUUAUAUCUACUCGGAUGAGGGACAAAGGUUACAAUCGAAGCGCCGAACAGUGCAAGUGCAAGUGGAAAAAUCUCGUUACUCGAUACAAGGGAUGUGGGUCGAUUGAAGCGGAAGCUGCGAGGCAGCAGUUCCCUUUUUACGACGACUUGCAGGCUAUAUUCACGGCUAGGAUGCAAAGUAUUAUAUGUUCGGAAAGCGAAGGCGGCGGCGGAGGAGGAGCCACAAGGAAAAUGUCUGCUGCUUCUGAUGAGGAAGAAGAUAUGGAGGAAAACGAGUUGGAUAAUAAGUAUAGUGUUAGGAAGAAGAAGAAAGUGAAAACUGGUGGUACUAGCACAAGUGGUGGAAACAAUGAUAUAAAGGAAAUGUUGGAGGAUUUCAUGAGGCAGCAGUUGCAGAUAGAGAUGCGAUGGAGGGAAGCUUUCGAGUCUAGGGAGAACGAGCGGCGGUCGAAGGAGAUGGAGUGGCGGCAGACGAUGGAAGCGUUGGAGAAUGAGAGGAUGAUGAUGGAGAGACGGUGGAGGGAAAGGGAAGAGCAACGGCGGGUGAGGGAAGAAGCUAGGGCGGAGAAGAGAGAUGCUCUCAUCACCGUACUCUUAAACAAGCUUAGAAGAGAGGGUCAAAUGUAACCAGGUUCACUUCGUUUAAUUUUCUCUCCUUUUUU
Hibiscus syriacus is the source of this 957-nucleotide messenger RNA. Its product is annotated as trihelix transcription factor GT-3b-like. The record is from RefSeq and is a predicted model, not a curated record. The coding region runs from base 119 to 922 and encodes 267 amino acids. The transcript has 3 exons. Lineage: Eukaryota; Viridiplantae; Streptophyta; Magnoliopsida; Malvales; Malvaceae.